Carlito syrichta (Philippine tarsier) is the source of this 2141-nucleotide messenger RNA. It is a transcript of the gene IGLON5, whose product is annotated as IgLON family member 5. Gene Ontology annotation, cellular component: neuron projection. The transcript is spliced from 10 exons. The record is from RefSeq and is a predicted model, not a curated record. The coding region runs from base 1 to 1182 and encodes 393 amino acids. NCBI's taxonomy places the organism in Eukaryota, Metazoa, Chordata, Mammalia, Primates, Tarsiidae.
AUGGCUGUGAGCGGCUCAGACCUCCUGAAUCCCAUGACCCUUGACCCCUACAGCAGUUGUCCCUGUCCCUGGACAUUUUCUCCUGGCCUUGACACAUGUGGCGGCGAUGCUGUCCCGGAGUUUGACUUUAAAGUUCCCACGUUAGAGGAUCGUAGAGACGAGGAGACCGACUUCAGGAAAAAUGUGACAUCCCUGUGUACUGUGGCCAGCAUUCUCUGUCUGUGCAUGUAUUUUGUGUAUCUGGACCUAGGACUGCUGUCACAGAGCCUGGAGUUCAGCUCUCCUGCCGACAACUACACGGUGUGCGAAGGUGACAACGCCACCCUCAGCUGCUUCAUUGAUGAGCACGUGACCCGCGUGGCCUGGCUGAACCGCUCCAACAUCCUGUACGCUGGCAAUGACCGCUGGACCAGCGACCCGCGUGUGCGGCUUCUCAUCAACACCCCUGAGGAGUUCUCCAUCCUCAUCACUGAGGUGGGGCUCGGCGAUGAGGGCCUCUACACCUGCUCCUUCCAGACCCGCCACCAGCCAUAUACCACUCAGGUCUACCUCAUCGUCCAUGUCCCUGCCCGCAUUGUGAACAUCUCGUCUCCUGUGACGGUGAAUGAGGGGGGCAAUGUGAACCUGCUCUGCCUGGCUGUGGGGCGGCCGGAGCCCACAGUCACCUGGAGGCAGCUCCGAGACGGCUUCACCUCCGAGGGAGAGAUUCUUGAGAUCUCCGACAUCCAGCGCGGCCAGGCCGGGGAGUACGAGUGCGUGACUCACAACGGGGUUAACUCGGCACCCGACAGCCGCCGCGUGCUGGUCACAGUCAACUAUCCUCCGACCAUCACGGACGUGACCAGCGCCCGCACCGCCCUGGGACGGGCCGCCCUCCUGCGCUGCGAAGCCAUGGCGGUGCCUCCCGCGGAUUUCCAGUGGUACAAGGAUGACAGACUGCUGAGCAGCGGCACGGCCGAGGGCCUGAAGGUGCAGACGGAGCGCACCCGCUCGAUGCUUCUCUUUGCCAACGUGAGCGCCCGGCAUUACGGCAACUACACGUGUCGCGCCGCCAACCGACUCGGAGCGUCCAGCGCUUCCAUGCGGCUCCUGCGUCCAGGAUCCCUGGAGAACUCGGCCCCCAGGCCCCCAGGGCCCCUGACCCUCCUCUCUGCCCUGGGCUGGCUGUGGUGGAGAAUGUAGGCGCAACCCAGUGGAGCUCGCCUCCCCCUGCAGGGGGCCUCGGGCCACGAGCAAGAGAAAAGGGGGAGCAGGAGCUGCGGGUCUCGAGGGGGCAGAAGAGCUCUGGGCCACCCACCGAGGAAGGAGAGAGGAAGAGGAGGAGGAGGAAGAAAGAUCUUUAGAGAACCCAUCACUGUGAGGGAUAACGCAAAAUUAUGCAUCUUUCUACAGCCAUUCUCACCACCCGUUCACGUUCCCGAUUGUGACCCACCCCUGCCGCCCCAUACCCCUCUUAGCUCAGGCUGUCAACUGACUCAUGGUGUGGGUGUGGGUGUGUGUGAGUGUGAGCCUGCGUGUGUGUGUGUGUGUGUGUGUGUGUGUGUGUGUGUGACUGGGUGGGCUGGGGAAGGGGACUCAGCCGUCCUCCCUCCCCCAACACCCCCAUGCCCACCGUCCCCAGCCUUGCUGCCUCUCACCUCUGGCUGGAGGUAGGUAUGGGGACCUUGCAGUGGAAGAUGUGAAGAGAGGUCUGCCAGGCUCCCUGUCUCCCCAAUAUUAUGCACGCACACUGACCCCUCCCCUCCUUGUCUCCUGGGCAGGCUGGGGGGGGUCGCACUCACCUGUCAAGCUGUCAUUCAGCCUUUGUGAUAAGUGGGGGCUCUCCAUCUGGGCUCCGGGCCUCCCUGCUGUCAAAUACCAGCUGCCUGUAGCCAGAGGCCCCAUCACUGGCUCAGUGGCCUGAGACCUUCCCACUGCCCCCGUCCCUCCCCAGCCUGGACUUUCUGGCCUCCUCCCGGGCCAAUCGGUGCUUCCAUCCCACUGUCAGACUGGUGGCAGUCGUCACCUGUCUGUCUCAGUGCUUUGCCCUGCCCUCACCACCACUCCCCUUGGCCACCUGCGGCACCAGCCAGCUGCCCUAGGGACCCCUGCCGCUGACCCACAGGGGUAGGCUUGCCGGCCUACCACGCUCAGCCUCUCCA